AGAGGGUUUAAAAUGUGUUUGCUGAAACUGUCUUCGUUGUAGAAGACAAUGUCGAGGCAAGUACAUAUAUAUUAAAUCUCCCCCGUUUUGCGUCAUAGAUGGCGAGGAACUACAACAGGUCUUGGUCAGCUCAAACUCCUCUCGACUCACUAGCCGUCUUGUAUAAAGCCCUUUGUAUAGGACAUGCAGCUGCUCGCUUCUCUUUUCUCUUUACAAUGGCACAUUGGAAAAACUAUUUUUCCUGCUUCUUCCCACCAUGCUUCGUUUUACCAUUUAUCUACAUCUCCAUUCCUGGCAACUCUACGUUUUCAAAGGCCCUCUUUUCGGGAGGAUCGCCGUGAAUCCAAACUUUUAAAGAAAUACUUCAAGUGUUUAUCUUCAUUUAUGUUAGAUUUUUUACCUCCCUGCUUAGAAAGCUGGCUGGGCACUCAAAAAAAGUUUUCCCUCUUCCUCUUCCGUUCGGCAGCGUAUAUAUCAGGUCUGUGUGUUCGGCCGACAUGUUUUACUAAUUAAUAGUCUCUUUUUUCUUUUCUCUUCUUCUCUCUUUGUGUGCUGAUAUAGUUGUUGUGUCACUGCUCUCCAUCGUGCGGCAAUUACUCUGCGUUUAUUUUUCUCUGAUAUUCGCUGCUUGUGUGUGGGUUUUUUUUCUGUGUUUUUGCACGCAUCGUACUUUUACUACCUGCGCCUUUUGUGUAGCGGUUUUUACCGUUCUUCCCACACUUCUUCUUCUCUUUCUUUCCUCUUCUCUCCUCUCUCUUGUUUUGCAGGCGUUGAUGAGCUUCCAAGUAUCUCUGAAGUUUUACAUGUAGCGGUGCUCUUUUUCUCGUUUUCUUUUUCUUGCCUUCCUGAACGUUUUUCUUCCACCACCUUGACUAUUUUGCGUUCUGUUUCCUGUAGACUCUUGUUCUUUUUAUUCACUGGUUGAAUGACGAAGAGCGACAAAAAACCCUCCGUAAGCAUUGGCGUCGAAAACAAGAAGAAAAGGCACCUCAUGCGCCGUCUUUUCUCUUUUCCUUCCCCGAGGCUCUACGCAUUUAGGCCACGUUUCAGCUGCUUUGCUGCGAUGCCGUGGAACGACAGGAAGGUUUUCUCUGGUGUAGUGAAGGGGGUGCGUACCCGCUUGGCCGGCCUUGUCGUAUUCGCGAACAACGCACGUGCAAAUGUCUCGAACUGCGUAUCGCGCUAGGUCGUCCUGGCGACGAACAGUACAGCCCAUGUCUCAUACGCGUGCACACGCACACUCCGAGCGCUGAAACCCUUGCAGUUUACCAACUUCUGGCGUUCUUGUUUCUUUUUUUUUCGAUCUUCAUGCCUGACGGUUUAUGACGGAAACACUUCCAUCUACUUCGUUCCCUCCCCUCUUUUUCUCUUCUCUUGUUUAUUAUUUUUUUCCUGAACCUUCUAAAGUUCAGCAUUGCAAAGGGACCUCGUUCUGCUCUUUGACGUCCUCCACGACACUUGUUGGAGCGGCUCGAGAAAACGAACGACGGCUCAAGAAAAAGGAGCUCGAAAAGACGCUUGCCUCUUUCAGGGUUUUGUCCUUUUCUCCUCUCUUUUUUUCUUCCUUUGCGACUCCACAAAUCAGAGCAAAAAGGAGUGAAUUAAACACGUUUAAGUCCACAAUUGUACGUAUAGAGCUGCUCUCUAUUUUCAAUAUCCAUUAAGGUGUCUUUCCUUUUUUCUAACAAGGUUUUAAGGUGAAUAUAAACACAGACACGCACACACACACACAUCAAUUAACGAGGAGGAAAUCAACCACAACCUGCGCCGUUUUUCUCUCCAUUAAAAGGCACCGAUGGCCUCAUUAGCUCCUCAGAUUCUGGCGGCUCUUGCUGCGGCAUCUAGUCCUCAGCAGGAGACCCGUCAGCAGGGCGAGGCGCAGCUGCAGCGGCUCAAGUCCAACGCGUCCGCGUACUUCUCCAGCUGCGCGGAAAUUCUCGUUUCCCAGCAAGCAGACCUGCGGGGGCGGCAGCUGGUUGGCUUCCAGCUCAAAAAUAACCUCGCCAACCCGGCGUGUGCGCAAAACGCGCAUCUGCAGACGGCCGUGUGUGAGCACGCCAUCGUCGAUCCCCAGCGCAUUAUCCGCAACGUGGCUGGCAGCAUCAUCAGCGUCGCCGUACGCGAGGGCCUGUGGCCGGCUCAACCGGUGGUGCAACGCCUGGGCACCAUCGUCACACAGCGUAGCACGGACCUCGGUGCGGUGCACGGCGCCAUCCGCACGCUGUCCUACAUCGUCGAUGACGCCGGUACACUGCUGGAUGCUGCGGGGCUGACAAAGCCCGUGUUAAUGGCGGUGGUGCCUUUUCUCACGGCCACCACCUUCGGCACCACCGCCCCAGACGCGGUCGAAGUCCGCAUGAAGGCGUUGGAGAUUGUGUCGCUCAUCUUGGAGCUGGCCGGUAUGGACUUCGAGAGCAACACGUACAAGAGUCUGCAGGGCAACGUGCGCACGGUGAUCCAGGCCUGCUUUGAGAACCUGCAGACGCCCAUCUCCCAGGCCGUGGCGACGCUGUGUAUCCGCUGCAUCGUCCUCUCUCUCACCUUUUACAGCGAGAUCGACGAUGCGCUCUUCACCCAGAUUGGGCAGCUCAUGUACCAGGCGACCACCGCCGGCAACGGGGCCGCCCCUGCAAACGCUGAGGAGGAGGCGCUGCGCAUCGAGGCGACGGAGUUCUGGCGGGCCAUUUUGCACUUUCCCCACUUCGCCGAGGUGGCUCAGCCGACCGUGGUGCAAAUCCUCCCCGUACUGAUCCGUGCGAUGAUCUACUCGGAUAUGGAGAUGGGUAUGCUGGAGGCGAGCGCGGAGGACUGGCAGGUGCCCGACAAGGCGGACGCGAUUCGGCCGCGGCACUACUCGGAGCACCGCAACAACGACGCGGGCAGCGGUGAAGAGGGCGGCGAGGAGGGGGACGAGGGUGACGAUGAUGACGAGGUGGAGGAGUGGAACCUGCGCCGUGCGUCGGCCCUCACACUGGACGACUUGAGCGAGUACUACGGCGACGCUAUUUUGGAGACGGUGCUGUCGUGCAUCGCCAGCAUGAUCCGCUCGUCGGACUGGCGGCAGCAGGAGGCAGCGGUGCUGGCGCUUGGCGCCUCUUGCGAGGGCUGCUUCGACUCCCUCACCCGCUACCUGCCGGAUAUCUGCCCGAUGCUGCUGCAGCUGCUCGAGGCAAAUGACACGCACUUCCUCGUCGUCAGCAUCACGCUCUGGACCAGCACGCGUCUCGGGUCCUUUUUCCUGGCCACGCCGGCGUUGAUGGAGCGGUUGAUGACCUGCAUCCUGCGCAAGAUGGAAAACCCGUCCAAGAUGGUGCAGGGUGGUGCGGUGGAGGCGCUGAUGGAGAUGCUGUCCAAGGCGGAGGAGGGUCAGAUGGACGUGGCGGCCCCUGCGAUUGUGCAAUCUGUCGCGACCUGCUUUGGUGCGUACCAGCUGAAGAACCGCGUGUUGCUCUUUGAGGCGGUGCAGACGGUUUGUCAGAGCCUCGGCGGUGCUCUGCGCAGCAACGAGUCCCUCAUCUCGACUCUUAUGAACCCACUCUCGCAGUUCUGGUCGCAGACGCCCAACGACAGCUGGUUGCUUUGGGGCCUCUUCGAUUGCAUGGCGAGUGUCUGCUCCGCCGUUGGACCGGCGAUGCAGCCGAUGGCCGGCGAUAUCUUCCACCGCGGCUUCUCUCUGCUGCGGGAGCACCUGCAGUUGCGCAUGGCCGCGCUGCAGGCGGGCGACGUCCCUCCCGACGACGAGUUCAUCGUGACCUCAGCGAUUCUGCUGAGUGGACUUUUUGACGCCAUGGGCUCCGGUCUGGAGCCGCUGGUGGCGCAGAACGAGCCGGCUUUCAUGCAGGUUUUGUUGAUGACGCUGUCCGAUGCCGUGCCCGCCAUUCGCCAGAACGGCUUCUCCCUCGUGAGUGACGUGGCGCGGACGUGCCCGACCCACUUGCAACAGGUGCUGCCGCAGUUCUGCGAGGCGGCGGUGCGCAACGCCUCCACGGUGGACGAGUCGAGUUACGGCGUCGUGAGCAACGUUGCGUGGGCCCUGUGCAACUUGCUGGAGCACCAGGUGGACGGCUCGAACUUGCCGACGGUGCAGUCAAUGCCGGCCAUGGCGCAGCUCUUUUCCCUCUUUGCGAACUUUCUGGGUCGCACGAAGGUGACGGCUGACAUGCGCAACAUGGCCGAGAACGUGUCGCUGUGUCUUGGUGUGAUGCUCUACGUGGACGCCGAUGUCGAGGCGAAGGCGCAGUGCAGCGUGCAGCUCUUUGCCGGAUCGUUCUGCCGCUUCGUGCGUAACAUCCGCGAGUCCUCCUCGCUGCUUGAGGCGGCAACGUGCGGCUUUUUGACGGCGGUGCAGCAGAACCCGGCCAUUGUCCUCAACAACCUCUCUCUCUUCUGCGACUUGGCCUGCUCAGUCGCCGUGGAGGGUGUGGAGGCGAGCCGCAUGAUCCGCGACCUGCUCAGCGGUGCUGCCAGCGCAAAUCCCGCAACGUGGCAGCAGGCGCUCUCCUCUAGCACGGUGCAGACGCGCAAGAAGCUGUAUCAGCUUUACGGUCUGCAGUGA
Messenger RNA from Leptomonas pyrrhocoris, 4555 nucleotides. RefSeq lists its product as hypothetical. Gene Ontology annotation, molecular function: nuclear import signal receptor activity. Lineage: Eukaryota; Euglenozoa; Kinetoplastea; Trypanosomatida; Trypanosomatidae. Gene Ontology annotation, biological process: protein import into nucleus. The record is from RefSeq and is a predicted model, not a curated record. Bases 1796 to 4555 code for a protein of 919 amino acids. The transcript has a single exon. Gene Ontology annotation, cellular component: nucleus; cytoplasm.